AGCUGUCAAAAAAAUAACCUAAAAGUCCAUUUGUUUUGGCUAAUUUAAUUUACUAAUUUAAAAUGUUUCAUGUAUCAAACAUAUGUAGGAAUUAUUCUUUUACUUCAAACAUAGCAGUACAAGUUCGUAAUAAAGCGAAGACGCAUUGGGCAAAACUUAAAAAAAAGACGUCUCCAAAGUACAAAGCUUUGAACCACUUCGACGACUUCUACGCCUCAGUGUUUGGUUCCAAAUGGGAGCCUAUGCGGCAAGCGUUGUUGCGGGGUUCCAAAUACGUUGCUGUUGUCAAUAACUAUGGCGAUGCUGAAGAAACUAUUGAAUACUUGACACACAGAGGUGCACACUGUCUUAAAAACCUCAUGAAAGUCCAGCAAGAGUUCCACAAGGAAUACAGCCCAAAGUCUGCUGACCCACCUCCAAUAAACAACACAAACAAACUUCAAGAAUAUGUCAAUAGAGUCCAAAGUGAGGAUAUAUCCAGUCUUUACCCAGAAGGUGCAGAUACUCCAGACAGAUUAAGCUUCAAGGAUAAAAAGCCUGAUGGGAAUGAGAGGAUAUUGCACAUAAAUAAAUCAGAUGGAGAAGGAAAACAAGGCAUGAAUUACCCAACAUCAGAGUCCCAACUAGACGAGUCCAGAAUCAUUGACCCAUCAAUGGGGAUGUCAUCAGAAGUCUUGUACCAGUACAUACCAGCUACCAAACUGAAGGGCAUGGAUGAGUGGAUACCAGAAUCUUUACACUAUUCUUAUUAUUCAACUGACAAAGACUUUCCAUUAGUAAUUGAGCCAGAAACAGAGUUCCAAAUACCUGAACAUUUGAAAGUGUACACAUAUGAAAUGGACAGUGAAUACCACAAGUUUCCAGAACCUAAAAGAUGUAAAACAGGGGUGUUCAACUACUACCCGAUGGACUGCGGGUCAGUUCUCGCGGUGCUUGCCCUCUGCCUGUCGCCCGGUGACCGUGUACUUGACUUGUGCGCGGCGCCCGGCGGCAAGUCGCUGGUCGCGCUGCAGACGCUGCUGCCUGAUAUAGUGGUGUGCAAUGACACCUCGAUAUCGAGGCAUAACAGAAUGGAGAGAAUUUUCAACGAUUACCUCUUUGACUUCAAGACAAGCAACAAGUGGCGAGAACGGGUGCUCACAACUAGGGUAGACGGGAGGAUAUACAAAGAUGAUCAGGGAUUCGAUAAGGUGCUAGUAGACGUGCCGUGUACCACAGACCGGCUGUCGGUGAACGAAGACGAAAACAACGUGUUCCGACCCGACCGGGUCAGAGAACGGCUCAAGCUGCCCGAGAUGCAGUCGCAGCUGUUGACGAACGCUCUCCGGCUGGUGCGUCCAGGCGGCGCAGUAGUAUACUCCACAUGCUCGCUAAGUCCCGUUCAAAACGACGGCGUUGUGCACGCCGCGUUGAAACGCGCGUUUGAAGAAUACGGCGUGCUGGCUGCUGUCAAGGACCUCACAAUCCCAAUGUCAGCGCUCAGCAGUACAUUGUUGCUAGCUUCGGGCGACAUCGCGCCACGCUAUGGGCAACUGGUGCUACCGUCGGUGUCUGCCAACUUCGGCCCUUCGUACCUCGCCAGGCUAGUCCGAAUUAAGUAAUUGUAUUGAUGAGAUUGAGAUUAAUGCCUCAGCUAAUGUACACGCUUCAACACUUCGACAAAGUCUUCGAGGAAACUAAUCGAAGUUUGAAGCGCAUAUUCAUAUACAGGGUGGAAACGAUAAGUGCUCAAAAAACUGGUUAGAGAUCCUGAAAGUGCUUCACG
Ostrinia furnacalis (Asian corn borer) is the source of this 1765-nucleotide messenger RNA. RefSeq names its product 5-methylcytosine rRNA methyltransferase l(2)10685. Gene Ontology annotation, cellular component: mitochondrial large ribosomal subunit. Bases 63 to 1601 code for a protein of 512 amino acids. The transcript has 10 exons. The record is from RefSeq and is a predicted model, not a curated record. Gene Ontology annotation, molecular function: RNA methyltransferase activity. NCBI's taxonomy places the organism in Eukaryota, Metazoa, Arthropoda, Insecta, Lepidoptera, Crambidae. Gene Ontology annotation, biological process: rRNA methylation.